Messenger RNA from Triticum turgidum subsp. durum (durum wheat), 2265 nucleotides. NCBI's taxonomy places the organism in Eukaryota, Viridiplantae, Streptophyta, Magnoliopsida, Poales, Poaceae. The record is from the annotation of a GenBank genome assembly.
AUGGUCGACGCAGGCCCAUGUGAGCCCACAGAGACGGUCGAUGCAGGCCCAUGUGAGAGCCCACAGAGGCAGCUGGUCGGCACCGGGAGAGAGACGGACGGGAUGGACUUGGACUCGGUCGCGGUUGGUGUGCCAUUAUUUAUUGAUGAUCCAGUGUCACUACAACGCGGGGAGGUGGAGCUUCGAUGUACGGUGGUCUCCUCAGUUUCUACAAGUUGCAUGGCGAUGAGGUUCCUAUCAGCCGUGGAUCUGCCUUGUCAUCCAUGUAUGGCCAUGGUUAUCCUCCCCCUCCUCCUCCUGCUCCUCGUGCCUCUCACCGCUGCCCAAACGUGGCCAGCAUGCGGCGAGAGCGGCAACUACAAAUCAAAUAGCACCUAUGAAGCCAACCUCAAGCUCCUCUCUUCCACCCUCCCGAAGAAAGCAGCAUCCAACACCACCCUCUUCGCUACCGACACAGUCGGCAAUGUUCCAAACACCAUCUUUGCCCUUGCUCUCUGCCGCGGGGACUCCAAUGCCUCUGCCUGCGAGGGAUGCUUGGUGACCGCCUUCCAGGACGGGCAGGAACACUGCACGAGCAAUAAGGAUGCCACCGUGUACUACAAUAGCAAUCCCUGCAUGCUCAGGUUCUCCAACAAGAAUUUUCUCGCCACCAACGUCAAUGACAAUAUACUCGUCAUUGUGAGCCUCGACAUGUUCAUAAACAUCUCGACAAGAGCUGACUCCUUCAGCUUCUUGUUGUUCACACUUCUGAACAACACAGCUCAAUCGGCUGCGAACAGCUCGAGGAGGUUCACCACCUCGCGCUUGGAUGUCAGCUCCCUCCCGACGCUCUACUGCCUUAUGCAGUGCACGCCCGACCUGACCGCUGACGACUGUGUGGCCUGUUUCCAGCCUUACUCCCAGAUAACACUCAAGUACAUGGACGGUAGGAAAGGUGGUCGACUUCUGGGGACACGGUGUAGCAUGAGGUACGAGAUAUACCCGUUCUUUCAAGGGGACCCCAUGCUGCGUAUUAUCAGCUUGGUAUCUGAACUUCCGCCGACCAACAAUACCAUGCCGCCAGUUACAUUGUACCCACCCCCGCAGUCGCAACCGCACUCACCGGAUGCGGCACCACCACCUCCGGAGGCGCAAGCGACCACCCAAGAACUUCAUGGAACAGAAAUCGUACAUGAUCAAGCUGCCACAAAUAGGCCGGAAGAAGACGCAUUGGUUUGGAGAUUGGAAGAAAAGAGUUCAGAGUUCACUCUCUUUGACUUCUCUGAGAUCUUGCGUGCUACACACAACUUCUCGAAAGAAAACCUACUUGGGCAAGGUGGUUUUGGCCCUGUCUACAAGGGCCAAUUACCAGAUGGAAUAGAAAUUGCAGUUAAAAGGCUUGCCUCACAUUCAAGACAGGGUUUCACAGAAUUCAAAAAUGAAGUUGAACUUAUUGCAAAACUACAACACAGUAAUCUGGUCAAGCUCAUGGGUUGCUGCAUUCAGGGAGAGGAAAAACUUUUGGUGUACGAAUAUUUGCCAAAUAAGAGCUUGGACUUCUUUAUCUUUGAUGUUAGCAGAACAACUUUGGUUGAUUGGAAUAAAAGAUGUGUGAUAAUCGAAGGGAUAGCCCAAGGUCUACUGUAUCUCCACAAGCACUCUCGGUUGCGCAUCAUACACAGAGACCUUAAGGCCAGCAACAUUCUCUUGGACCAGGACAUGAAUCCUAAAAUUUCUGAUUUUGGGCUAGCUAAAAUUUUCAGCUCCAAUGAUACUCAAGGAAGCACAAAGAGGGUGGUGGGAACAUAUGGCUAUAUGGCUCCGGAGUAUGCAUCUGAAGGCAUUUACUCGAUCAAAUCUGAUGUGUUCAGCUUUGGUGUCUUACUUCUCGAGAUCCUUAGCGGACAAAGGAAUUCUGGUUUCCAUCAGCAUGAAGACUUUCUUAACCUCCUUGGAUAUUCAUGGCAGCUCUGGGAAGGAGGAAGAUUUCUUGAGCUUCUAGAAGCAUCAAUUGCUAAGGAGAUCCAUGCAGCGGAGGCUAGGAGGUACAUUAACAUUGCACUAAUGUGCGUACAAGAGCAUGCAGAUGAUCGACCGACCAUGUCAAAUGUCGUUGCGAUGUUAAACAGCGAGGGUGUUAUUCUUCCAGAGCCUAAGCAUCCGGCAUACUUCAACCUAAGGGUAUCUAAGGAAGAUGAAUCGGGUAGUGUUCUGUACAGUCAUAAUGAUGUAACUAUCUGCAGUAAUAAUGACGUAACCAUCACUGAGGAACCAGAUGGCAGAUAG